Molecule: messenger RNA, 318 nt
Organism: Hymenoscyphus albidus
Lineage: Eukaryota; Fungi; Ascomycota; Leotiomycetes; Helotiales; Helotiaceae
Source: the annotation of a GenBank genome assembly
AUGACAAGAGGCAACUUCGCAACUGGACGAGGGAAAUCCAGGUCCUUCUCAACCUGGUGUGGCGAGUUAGCGAGAUCUGGAGGUGGACGACCUGGUAAAUGUUUCGAGGGUACCUCCACGCGUAUUUACCUCUACUAAAGGAUGUCGAGAUCGACGAAACAACUUCCCUCGAAUUCAUUAACAACUUCAAUAAAACCAGUGCGAGCAAUCGUUUUAAUCCAGGCCCCGAAUCUAGCUUCGGUUACUAGACUCGCAGCUCCCGAUCAAAUAGUCAUCGGCAUCGCGGUUCAAGUAGCUACAAUAUUACCACCAAGAUGA